Molecule: messenger RNA, 2736 nt
Organism: Linum trigynum
Lineage: Eukaryota; Viridiplantae; Streptophyta; Magnoliopsida; Malpighiales; Linaceae
Source: the annotation of a GenBank genome assembly
AUCCGAACUCAUACCAAUAGUUGGAACGGAACACAAGUUGGAUCGGUCGAUAUCUACGGUUUGUGUAAUGCAAGGGGACGUAAAACUCUCGUAAACGGAAAUUCACCGAAUUCCGUGUCCUCCGUCAUUUUUUCUUUCAUCCCUUUCCCCCCUUUGGGCCUUUACCUUCGUCUCACCAUCGUCUAGUCUUGUUCUCGUCAGCUCCAAGGAAAGGGGUGACAUUCGAAUUUCGAAACUCCUACGCGACCAGAGACCCUUCUGCCGGAAGUCCGCCUCCGGCAGGGAGAGAGAGGGUGCCUCUUCCGAUUCCUACCCGGUCCAUUCCAUGAUUGCCCUCUCACUCUCCUCCUCCGCCGCCUCCACGUCUACCUCCUCCAUCGCUCGUGUUACAAUCUUCUCUUCCAAUUCUUCAACGCCUCCGCAUUGUCGUAUGUUUACCCGAUUCUCCAUUUCCCUGUCGCCGUUCCCCUCUGAUGCGAUCAUUGCGGCUACGCAAUCGGGUCGCUUCUAAGUCUGUUGACAGCGAUACUACCCACAACGGAAUGGAUCCCGUCAAGUUCCAACAGCGAGUGGGACCAGCUGCGUCUCGUUCCGCCCCCAACUUCGCCUAUUACCCGAUUUCGCGACCCUCCAAGCGAUCCAAGUCCAAUAUCAUCGUUUUCGGGUUUGUCCUCAUCCUGAUCGCUUUAAUCUCGUGUUAUUACCUGUUCCGCACCGGUAAAGUUGUGGAUUGGAAUAAAAAGUACGGGAUUGUUAUCGACGGCGGCAGCACCGGGACGCGGCUCCACGUGUUCGCUUACAGGGUUCAGGGCGGGAAGACGGUGUUCGAUUUUGGGGAGGAGGCGGCGAUGAGGGUUAGCCCCGGAUUGUCGGCGUAUGCCGAGGAUCCGGAAUCCGCUGGUUCAUCUCUUAAUGAGCUGCUUGAGUUUGGGAAGGAGAGAGUGCCGAGGGGGCUAUGGGGUGAUACAAAAAUUCGGUUGAUGGCUACCGCUGGGAUGAGGUUGCUGGACUUUGAUGUGCAACACAGGAUUCUAGAAUCGUGUAGAAGGGUUCUGAGGCAAUCUAGGUUCGUGUUUAAGGAUGAAUGGGCGUCUGUUAUUAAUGGUUCUGAUGAGGGUGUUUAUGCUUGGAUUGUUGCCAACUACGCUUCCGGUACUCUUGGAGCUGACCCUCUCAAGACAACUGGUAUAAUUGAGCUUGGUGGAGCUUCUGCUCAGAUAACUUUUGUUUCAAAUGAGCCGUUGCCUCCUGAGUUCUCCCGGACUGUCAAGUUUGGGAAUGUAAUAUAUAACAUCUACAGCCACAGCUUUCUUCAGUUUGGUCAGAAUGCUGCAUUUGAUGCAUUGAGGGAAUUGCUAGUGUCACCAGACCAUCAAUCAUCUGCUGAGUUGGUUGAAAAGGGAGGAGUAAAUUUGGAUCCUUGUACUCCCAUGGGGUAUUCACAUGUUAUGGCUGCGGAAAGUUCCUCAUCAGGUUCUUUCUUUGAAGAGAAGGAUAGUCUUCUGUCAAACCUUCAGCCUGGGGGUAACUUUUCUGAGUGCAGAUCUGCUGCAUUAACACUUUUACAGAAAGGAAAAGAUAAAUGUGCCUACCAACACUGCUCUAUAGGACCAACAUUCAUACCGAAGCUUCAGGGGAAGUUUUUGGCAACGGAGAAUUUCUUCUAUACAUCUAAGUUCUUUGGGUUGAGUCCAAAAGCUUUUCUCUCUGAUCUUAUGGGAGCUGGAAAACAAUUUUGUGGGGAGGAUUGGUCAAGUUUGAGAAGGAAGCAUAGAUCAUUAUCUCUCAAAGAUGAUGAACUUAUGCGCUAUUGCUUCUCUUCUGCGUAUAUUGUUGCCCUACUUCACGACAGCCUUGGGAUAUCUUUGGAUGAUGAACGGAUUGGGUACGGCAAUCAUGUUGGGAAUAUCCCUCUUGAUUGGGCACUCGGAGCUUUCAUCUUGCUGACCAGUUCUUCACAGGAUAUGCAACACCCUAGCUGGAUCUCCACUGUUAUCGGUGAUGAUUCACCCACAUUAUUAUGGUUAGUUGCCAUUGCCGCAUUGUUCAUGUUUGCAGUGUGGUCAGUGUCGAAAUGGAGGAAGCCUCAAUUAAAGACGAUUUAUGAUCUAGAGAAAGGACGAUAUAUAGUUACACGUGUGCGAAGAAGUUGAUAGCAUUUUUCGGAUGUGAUACCUGCAGUAUUAUUCUUAAACCUACACAGAUCGAAGGGGGAGGUGUCUAUCAUUUAGCUGUUUUGGAGAUCCAUUGCUUCCCUUGAGUUAGGUGAGGUCAGAUAGACAAAGCAUUCAUAUGAUUCUUCCAUUCGAGAGUGCUAGGUGAAGAAGAUAGUGUAACUAGUGAAACUGUGAUAGGAGGAAUUAUGGCCUUCCCAUUUUGUAUUCUGGAAGAGGGGAGAAGCAUGUGGUAACUCUGAAUAUGGAAGGGCGGAGAACACUAAAGAGUUUCUUCCUUUCUCUCCCCUGUGACUGCAAAUUGCUCAGUGUGCAAAGAGCAGUGGUAGAAAUACGCAGAUUUAGAAUGAGAGAAGAGGUAUGGCAGUUGACUUGUACACUUGAUUGUUUGUGAAAUAUGAUUUUAAGUAAAAAUGUGAUACAGUGCCUGCAUAGAUGUUAUUGCUUCUUGUAAAUGAGUGUUGGUCUCAAUCUGGGCUCAAGGUAUAGAAAGAACUAUAGGGGUCGUUUGGAAGUUGGAAUUUCAUAUGAUAUAUUUAACUAAUAUACUUUUUUUUUGUCU